GUUUUCAUGUGCAUUUUUUAUUCUUGUGAUAUCAUUCAAGUCAUUAUCUAAAUUCAAUUAUUGCCCACCAUUUGCGCAGAUUUUUAAUCUUUUAAAUUAAUACGUGUUAAUAAAGCCAGUGAAUUCUCUCAGUGCAGACUGGCGCAUUAAAAACCCACUUCUUGAAUGCCAAUGACAUACGUCAAGGUGAACACGAAAGCAACAAAAUUAUACUCGGGCCGAAUGACACUUUGACUCAAAAUAUCAUCAGGCAAUUAAUUACAUUAAAUAGCAAUAAUAUAAACAAUUUAAUGCCCUGAAAAAAUAUAUGGAACUAGAAUACAGUUGUGGACCUAUGUCAAUAUUAUUCAAAGAUCUCAUGGAAGGCGUCCGUGCACCCUAAGUGAUUUCUAUCAGCGUAAGCUUGGUGCAAUAUUGCAUUGCGGAAACACUAUUCAUCCAUUUACCGGAUUUGCUAAACACUUUGAAAUUUGAGUGCUGUUUAAACCUAAUACGCUUAAACGAUUGGUAUCCUAUGCAGCCAUUAAUAGACUCAUUCGUGUAUUGAUUAUUAAAGAAAUAUAUUUGUUUGCUAACAUAAACAAGCUAACCGACUUUCAUUCUCACAGUUUUGCACAGCUUUAGGACGCAUUGCUCUUCCUGUCCGUGGUAUUCAAUCUUAACUGGAUUUAUUAUUGCACGUCCUUUAUACGCACAGCUGUUUUUCAUCUCCGCGGAAUUUAUAGCCUAGUUUUAAGAGUGGUAAUAGUUUGAUUAUAGAGACAACGAAAAUCUGUCAGAUUGUUGAUGGGUCAGUUAGCCUUUCGAUACAAAGAAUUUAAUUGCGUUUAGUUGACGCACGCCUUGCUGUGGGCUUGAGAGACGGGCACGAAGUGCAUUGAAAGAAAAGAAGCUUAUGCGCGCUUCUUUAUUUAAAAGCGUGAAUCGGUGAGUAGGUGGGCAAAGUGCUUUUUAAAAGAGACUUCUGCAAAAAAAAGACGGAAUGUAAACCUUCUUAUGCAGAGGAUCCUAUAUUUCAUACAUGUCAGUUGUAAAAGAUAAAUUUUUUUUGCGCAUUUCAAAAACGGGCUAAUGUGUCGCAAGAUGUUUUGGAAUUAACAUACAUCACGCGUUUCCUUGUGAAUUUGAGCAGUUAAUUCUAUUCUUAUAUAAGUCAGUUUCCUUUCCUCCGUAUUAAAAUAAAACCCCUUCGUUCCUAAUUUCCCCACAGGAACUGACGCUAAUAGGUUUUCACAUUACAAAUGAAGUAAGUCGAUGAAAUGCUACAAACUUUACAUUUAUUAAGAAAAUUUAAUUAUAUGUUAUAAUCAACGAUAGCUGACAUAUUUUCUUUAGACAUACUCGUAGCUAAGUUAGAUAUCUGCUUUUUUCAAUCACAAAACUGUGAAGAAUUUUUAAGAAGGCUUUGUACAGCUUUUGGAGUUAGUCUUUUAGAGAUGUUGAAGCAUUCUAACAGACGGCGUUGUAAUCACUAACGUGUUGUUAAAGCCUGCCAGCCAAUUUCCCUAUCUAAACACAUAUAUGAAUAACUAUUGUGCGCCAGGUAAAAAUUCAUUCCGUUCAAAUUAUAAUGUCCAUAAGGAAAUAUCAGUUGUACGUGUUUGUAUCCCGGUAUUUAUAUGCAGAGGUGGUGUGACCAUGUGAGGAGGCGUUAGCCGAAUGAAUUGUUUACUGGUAACCCUAGCCAUUAACAUCCCGUCAAAACACACAUGAAUGAGCGUAUGUUCGCAGUGAAAAUUCAAUGGCUGAAAAGUGUUUAGGCACAUAAAUGAUCUAUUAAAUAUGGCUAUGGUAGUCGCACGUGGGGGCUGUUACCUUAUUUAACUGCGGGUAAUAAAUGAAACGAACGAUUUCUUGUUAUGAAAACAAUUUAACACUUAAGAAACAAUUAAACCACUUCGUCACGCCUGAUUCAUAUCACGACAGGAGACCAUUUCAAAGGCUCGCCCGACAUUUAGCCCGUUUGGAGUGCCUGUGGUAUUAGGUGCUCUCUUCGCCUGGGCACACCGUCACAAACACUUCAGCAUCGUGGUAAAGGACACUCUUCGAAGGAUGAACUCGUUCAGUAUUAGCGCGAUAUUAGGAACAAGGAAUUAUGAUGAUGGGGAAACAUUUCAUAGUCCGAACGUGAAAAGUGAGAACUAUCCUGUGCAGAAUAUCAAAGCAAGGAAAUUGACAGACACAGAUGAUGAUGAUGAAGACGAGGAAUAUGGAUGCGACUUAGAAGAGGCACGUUCUCCCUGCACUCCUGAUAUAGAUCGUGGUUCAGUGAACAUUCACAAAAUGCGCCGAAGGAGAACGGCGUUCACCAGCUCGCAGCUCAAGUCCUUGGAAGAAAAAUUCGACGAUAAAAAAUACCUGACAAUUUCAGAACGAAACAAACUCGCAAAAUCUCUGAACCUCAGCGACACUCAAGUCAAAACGUGGUUCCAAAAUCGCCGCACCAAAUGGAAAAAGCAAAACAUUUCCACGCAGAAUAUGACGGCGCAAAAUUUUGGUCUCAUGGAACAGGGAUUCCCUGGAGAAUUUGGAACGUUUGUUCGAAUACCUCGCGACCCAUGCUAUCCCUACCGUACGGAAUGUGUAUUGCCCCCAUUUAGUACCCUAGCGGGAAACUACGGCCUAUUUCGUCCAACCUCAAAUUUGCAAGUGACUUAUUCCAACAUGCCGCUGUAUCCGUACAACCCAACGAGACUUUAUUACUGAAAAAAUUGUAGUGCGAUGGCCUACAGCAAUUGGCUCAGCAUCGUCAUGGUCUCAUGAGAGCUUUGGCCGCGCACUCGCGCCUGUCUCAUGCACACGUAUUGAUGGCUAUUGCGAGGCCAUGCAUUGAAUAACAUUAAAUGUAAUAUUGUAAAUAGUAAAAUGCAGAAUUCACUGUUUUCGAGUCCAUUAGUCAUAUGUCAUCUCCGACCCUGUGAAAGGCAGACAAGUCAUUGCACGCAGCGAUGGAUCAAUCUCUUACUGUGUUCUAGAGAAUUCGUCACAAUAAUAACCCUCUGAUAAUUUUAUUGAUUUCCAACUGUCAUUUACAUGGCCAAUCAAUGCACGCGCUUGGCCCACUGUUAAAAGUUGAAGAAUGUUUAAACAAAGCCGAAGAGCGAAUGAACUCAGGGAUGUACCGGUGUGGAAUCGAAAUUCCACAUUGCUCGUAAUUUGCAUUUAAUUAAUGCGCUUUCAUCUGGGAUAAAUUGUAAAUUAUUCCCGGAGUUACAAUACUCAUCUCUAAAGUUUUAAGUGCUUUUCUACGCAAACUAUUUCUACCUCAAAAAUUCGUCGGAGCAUAGAAUUUUUCACCACGUGAUCCGCGAUCUGACUGGAUAGCCAGUAAAUAAAUUUUAACUUUACUUGACAUGAAACUAAGUUUAAUGUUGUACGUUUCUUUGAUUUUACAGUUCUUUUCUCUGCUGAACCACUUAAUGUAGAUAUUAAACAAAGCGUUAUAAGGCGUCGUCAAGCGAAAUUUUCUCCAAAAAGCGCUAAAAAUCGGAAGAAACCUGUCCUAUAUUCCCAGCUCAAUGCGUCGUUAGGAUUGACAUGUCUCGGCAUACGGAUGAAGAGGUUAAUAGGUUGGUCAGUAAGAAACAUUGCGUGCAAUGACAUGUGUCACUGCCUACGGCAAGUAUUCAAGUAUUUUCUAGUCACGAAAAUAGAAAAAUUGUUUCCUUCAUAUAUCUUCACUCGUUAUAGAUAAUGAUUUUGUGUUGUAAAAUAAUGUAUCAUAUUCACACCUGACCAUGUUGUUUAUAUUGAACCCUUAUUAAGCAUUGCGCUAUUUAAAUGUGAAUUGUAUUAUAUUGUAAAUUAGU
Messenger RNA from Dendronephthya gigantea, 3809 nucleotides. Its product is annotated as homeobox protein ceh-1-like. NCBI's taxonomy places the organism in Eukaryota, Metazoa, Cnidaria, Anthozoa, Malacalcyonacea, Nephtheidae. The record is from RefSeq and is a predicted model, not a curated record. The transcript is spliced from 2 exons. Gene Ontology annotation, molecular function: DNA binding; DNA-binding transcription factor activity, RNA polymerase II-specific. The coding region runs from base 2053 to 2706 and encodes 217 amino acids. Gene Ontology annotation, biological process: regulation of DNA-templated transcription.